UGUUGACGCUGGCGCUGGCGUCGCUGUCGACAGCAUCGUAAUUGCCUUUGUUAUGCGCAGGCAAAUGCAAAGGCAGCGAAGAAACCAUUUAAAUUGCGGCGGUGCCUGCUGUACGACUGUCAAAACGUUUUUCAAUUUGUGGCGAAAAAGACACAUUACUCAACAAUACACAUUUGAGGAAGGACCUCAGAGCAAACAAGGAGAAAUAAAAAUAAAAAGAAUCAAGUGAAAUUAAAAAAGCAUAAACUAUUUAUGAAGCAAACAAAUUUUAAGUGCUAAUAAACAAGAAAUUGCAUACCAAAUGAACAAAAAGACAAUGUGUGCUGGCAAAUACAAAGUGAACGCCUAGCAUAAAAUUAUUCUCAUAAGCAAUAAACCGAAUUUAUCAGAAAAAGGCAAAAAUCGAGAAAUCGAGGCAGUUUGUAUCAAAGUGCUGAGUAAUAAAAAAAAAAAUGUAUCACAAGAUGUGUUGAGUUAUAAACAAAUAAUUUUCUUUCGCAAUAUUCUAAAAAUUUUCGCUUAUCAAGGCAAACCUGAGCAUUUCCGCUUCCGCCUUACGAUUUGCUGUAUCUACGGGAACGCAAAACGCGAUAAAAAUUUCUUUAAAUUCCAAUUCUAAAACUAAUUAGUAUUAAACGAGAAAAAAGACGCAACAGGAAAAUGUCCGUGCCAAUGUUAUUAACGCUUACAAAUCCCGCCGCCACCCUGGGCGAUACGCUGCUACUGGAUGAACACAUCACAAGUUGCUCCUCGUACGUGGAUACCGCAUUGAUUGUGAACGAGGUUUUGGUUUUGGAUACCCCUACGCAAUCAUCGACAACCUCACCUUGCACGCCUACACUGCAGCAAUUCGUCGUUGAACUACACGCCGACUUAGGUCCUAGCGAGCGCGUUGGCCUCACGGGUGAUGUGAAAGCUUUGGGUGAGUGGCGUUUGGAGCGCUCCGUUGCAUUGCAGCCGCAAUCGGGCGGCCGCAGAUGGCAGGCCAAUGUAUUGUUGCAGACUUGCCGCAACAUUAGCUACCGCUAUUUCAUCUAUGCCGAGGACAAGCAAGGGCGCAAGCAGAUUCGUCGUUGGGAAACACGCCUGCAACCACGCGUGUUCAAGCCUUCAGGCGAGUUGGCUGUUGCAGAAACGCGCGUCGAUCGCUUUGGUGAUGCAGAUGGCAGUGGUGAGACGCAAGUGAAUCGUGGCUGGUUGACGAAUGAGUGCAUAGUGCAGCUGAAGUUUGAACGUGAACAAAUGUUCCAAGUGCUCGAUAUUGAAAAAUUCGAUCCAGCCGACGAAAUUUUAGUUAAGAUUUUGCCGUUGAAUGAGGAGAGCGAAGCAACCGAGUCGGGUGUGCACGUUGAAGUGGCAAAGUUGAAGUAUGGCGAGAGUCAUUUGCAGCCACAGCAGGCUUUUGGCAUUGCCUAUGGACGCGGAGAAAUCGUAGUAUUCCAUAUUACUGCGCCAUGCCCAUUGCAGACCGCUUUUGCGUUGCUUUUCCACACACCCGAUCAGCGUGCAGUCGGCAAGGCCGUCAUUACGGCCGUUCAACUCGCGGGUAGCGAGGGUGUGCUGGAGCUGUCUAUCACUGAGCCGGUGCCUGAGGCCACCACCAUUAUUGCGCGUCUUACACUUCCGUACCUGGUCGUUAAGCCAUUCGCUGACAAGACGCUUGAUUUCCGCACCACAUACGCGCACUACUGGCCCAAGAGCUGGCCAAAUCUGAAUGUCGGGCAUCGUGGUAAUGGACGCAGUUACAUUGCUGAUCCACCGGCCGAACGUGAAAACACGAUUGCUUCUUUUAUGCGCGCAUACGAAAAAUUCGCAGACAUGAUCGAGUUGGAUGUGCACUUAACAGCCGACGGAGUGCCGGUGAUCUACCAUGACUUUGGUAUGCGCACAGCGCGUAAGGGUAAGGAAGUCACCAAGCCAGAGCAGCUGGAGUAUGUGCUGAUCAAGGACGUGAACUAUGAGAAACUGAAGCAAUUGCGCGUAUUCGCCAUUAUCAAUGGCAAGCCAGUCGAAUUUCCGUCCCACAACGACGAGCCACGUGUAGAUCAUCGCAUCUUCCCCACACUAGUUGAUGUACUUGAGGGACUGCCCAAGUCUCUGGGAAUCGAUGUUGAAAUUAAGUGGCCACAGCGACGUGCCAGCGGUGCGCCCGAAGCGCAUCAGACAAUCGACAAGAAUUUCUUCACUGAUCGUGUGCUGGCAACUGUCAUCAAUCAUGGCUGUGGUCGUCCGCUGAUUUUCUCCAGUUUCGACGCGGACAUUUGCACUAUGCUGCGUUUCAAGCAAAAUCUUUUCCCUGUGAUGUUCUUGACCCAAGGUCAAACCAAGAAAUGGUUGCCAUUCAUGGAUUUGCGUACUCGCACGGUUGAACAAGCGAUCAACAAUGCGCAAGCUUUCGAGUUGGCAGGCACAGCGCCACACGCUGAGGAUUUGUUGAGUGAAGAAGGUGCCGAAUUGCUCCAAAAGGCACGGAACUUGGGACAGAUUUCGGUUGUGUGGGGUGACGAUUGUAACUCAAAGGAGCGGGUGAAGUACUUUGUGGACAUUGGUGCGACUGCAACCUGCUACGAUCGCACAGAUUUGUAUAUACCCGAAGACAAGGAGCGUGCAUUCUUCAAUUCGUCUAGCCUGUUGGCGCAAUUCGAGGACCAGUGCCUGCGCUAAGUGGGCGGUGGUGUGGACAGAGAGCAGUGAUAGUGAUAAGGGGCGGGUAUAGACCCGGCAGGGAGGGUAGUAAUUAAGAGAUAAGCAGAAUCGAACGGUCGAUUGGCGGAAAAAGGGCGGGCCAUUAGCCAUCAUAAGUGAGGGGCUUAUGUAGAGCCGAAUUUUAAUAAUAUAUAUACAUAUAUAUUUUUUUAUAUAAAAUAUUCACAAGAUAAAUAUUAGAGCAAUAUUUAAAAAUACUUACAAACUUAGAACAAAACAAACAAAAACACUUACGCUAAAGAUUUUAUUUAAUACACACACAAAGGAAAAUGUAGACAAACAAUCUAAUUAAUGAUGAUGUUCAAAUGAAAGAAAGAAAAAAAAAUAUGCUUAAAAAAUAAUUGAAAACAUAAAAAAAUAGUUCCCUUAAAGAAAGAAAUAUUUAAAAAUUUGGAACUGUUUUUUAUUUAAGUCGCAACUUGCGAUCAACGUCGUUCGCUGGCGAACACAGAUCGCUAAGUGAGCGCAAGAGAAAUCAGAAGCGAAAGUAUAAGGUAUAGUGCGAAUGUAUUGGCAGCCCCGCAGCCGCUAUCCAGCUCGAGCUCCGGUGUGGAACUGUGGUGCGUGACCCCCAAUGCAGUAAGUAAUUCUGCCCCUGAAAAAAAAAAAAAUUAAAAGCAACAAACAACUCUCAGUGUUUCUUAAAGAAGAUGUAAUUCUAUUUAAAAUUGAGAGUCUGUAUGUGAGUAGAUCAGGGUGAGAGUCACUUGAACACAUAGCCCCAAUGAGUUUGAGAGUGAGAUAUGGACCUGUUUACAUAAAAAUUACUAUUUUACCUUAUUACUUUGGCCUUUCUUGAUGGCAUCAAUUCGAGGCUAUUUUUGAUGAAAAUUUAAUUUUAAAUUUAAAAAUGACAAUAACUUAAAAAAUAUUUAUUUUAAGAACAGUU
Anastrepha obliqua is the source of this 3595-nucleotide messenger RNA. RefSeq names its product glycerophosphocholine phosphodiesterase GPCPD1. Gene Ontology annotation, molecular function: starch binding; glycerophosphocholine phosphodiesterase activity. The coding region runs from base 661 to 2664 and encodes 667 amino acids. The transcript is spliced from 2 exons. NCBI's taxonomy places the organism in Eukaryota, Metazoa, Arthropoda, Insecta, Diptera, Tephritidae. Gene Ontology annotation, biological process: glycerophospholipid catabolic process. The record is from RefSeq and is a predicted model, not a curated record.